This is a messenger RNA of Colletotrichum karsti, 873 nucleotides long. RefSeq names its product SCO1/SenC. The record is from RefSeq and is a predicted model, not a curated record. The transcript has 3 exons. Gene Ontology annotation, biological process: mitochondrial respiratory chain complex IV assembly; intracellular copper ion homeostasis. Lineage: Eukaryota; Fungi; Ascomycota; Sordariomycetes; Glomerellales; Glomerellaceae. Gene Ontology annotation, cellular component: mitochondrial inner membrane. Bases 1 to 873 code for a protein of 290 amino acids. Gene Ontology annotation, molecular function: copper chaperone activity; copper ion binding.
AUGUCGCACGUAACAGCCUCGUCGAGGCUCUGGAAGUCGCUCCUCACAACAUCCUCCCAACAAUGCCGACGAUGCAUCUCCCAAGCGGCGAUUCCUAAGCAGACCCGGCCGACUGCCGCCGCCGCCGCCGCCAGACCCGUGUUCGAAUCGAGGCCGAACCCGGGGCAGAGGAGGACGAAGACGUACAAGACCGUGGAGGAGGCAAAGAGCAGAUACAGAUCAGGGCCCUUCUCGUGGAAAGCAGGAUUGCUCUUCGUCGGAACGGGCGCCGGUCUGACGUGGUACUUUGAGCACGAGAAGCAGCGCAUGGAGCGCAAGCGCAUCGCGGAGGCGACCAAGGGCAUCGGACGUCCCAAGGUCGGCGGGCCGUUCCGGCUGAAAGACCAAGACGGCAACGUCUUCACCGACGAGGACAUGAAGGGCCGCUACGCACUGGUCUACUUCGGCUUCUCCCACUGCCCCGACAUCUGCCCGGACGAGCUCGACAAGAUGGCGCAAAUGUACGACCUGGUCGAGAAGGCGCGGCCGGGGUCCCUCCUCCCGCUCUUCAUCACCUGCGACCCGGAGCGCGACACCCCCGAGGUGAUCAAGGAGUACCUCGCCGAGUUCCACCCCAAGUUCAUCGGCCUCACGGGCACGUACGACGAGAUCAAGGCCAUGUGCAAGCUGUACCGCGUCUACUUCAGCACCCCGCAGCACGUCAAGCCCGGGCAGGACUACCUGGUCGACCACAGCAUAUACUUUUACCUGAUGGACCCCGAGGGCGACUUCGUCGAGGCGCUGGGCCGGCAGCACUCGCCGCAGGCCGCGGCCAAGGUCAUCCUGGACCACAUGAAGGACUGGACGGGCGAGUGGAAGAAGAACGAGGAAUGA